AUGCUUUAGGAAGGGUUAAGAAACUUCAAGGAACUUCGAGCCAAAUUUCAAAAGCUUGAUGUGCCAUCUCUUCCAGGACCUAUUAAAUUCUCAGCAGGCGUUCCUCAAAAGGGUGACAUUGGAAACACACAAUCAAGAAUUUUGGCCAAUGGGAAACCCCUCUCGUCCAACCAAAAUCCGCUCCCACCAUGCUGUUCUAGUGCAGAACCCCAGCUUCUAAAACCCCAGGAAACAAAGUUAGCCCAGAGGAGUGAGAUUCAGAAGUGUUCGAAUUCCCCAGGACCUCCGGAAAGGUCUCCUGGUUCUGCAGUAAAUUCCCAGAAAACUUCUCUACUGUUAGACAUGAGUCCGUUGAAUGCCGAGAUAACCAACAAGAGGAGAGUCAUGGUGAAGGAGAGCUUCAAAGAUAAGCUCUGGAACUGGGAGAAGGUUUCAUCUCAGAAGAGUGAGUUGUCUUCAGCCUCUCUCCUUGCCAGUUGCGCACACAGGGCCUUCCAUCCGGAGGAGCAGAUAAGCACAGGGCUUCCUCCAAAGGAACCCAGGAGAAAGCUGGAAAUAAAAGGACCGCAGACCCUGCCUUCCCAGAGGCACUUGAUGGCCCAAAGAGAAUCACUUGCCUCUCCUGAAGAUCCCACUUUUCUACUUGUUCAACAUGGCAGGAAGAGCCUAGAAAACCCUCUUCCUGAGAGGAGCCCAGGGAGGGGCUCCUGCCAGCCAAUCUAUGAGAGUGAACUUGCCAGCCAGGCCCCAGAGAAACAGCCAGUUGAUAGGCAUCACCAACUUCUCAAAACGAAACCACUGCCUUCCAUCAAGUCCCUGGGUCUUCCUCCCCCAAAGCCUCCGAAGCCCCCAUUCGUGAACCUCCAGGCCUUCCAGAGGCAGGCAGCUGCAAUUUCCAAGGUCCACAGGGAAGCAACUGUGGAAGAGACCUGCCUGCCUCCAGAGAGGCUACCGAAUGCUGAAAUUGAAGAACCACAUAAUUAUGAGGCAACAAUUUCAUAUCUGAAACACUCUGGCAACUCCAUUAACCUGUGCACCGCAAAAGAAAUUGCUGAUUUACUGGAAAGAAAGGGGAAAGAGGAUGCUACUGGACAAGUACGUGAAGAAAUUGAAAACUUCCUCAAUUUGGUAAAAGACAUUAAACAAAAGAUUGAAGGAGCCAAGAAAAUCCCAAACAGGAACACCUACUCAGAAAAUCAGCAAGGAUACAGAAUUCAGCAACAUCAUUGGCAACAGGAUCUAAUUGAUAUCUAUAGAAGCCUUGGAAGAAUGGUCUCCAUCAAGAACUUAGGAUUGGGUGGUACACUAUGGUCUAAACACUCUAAACCUCACUUUUCCCCUGGUGUCUCUUCACAUCUAAGCCCUAAACAUGAAGAUGAAGAUAAAAAGGAGACGGAAAAAGAGCCAUGUGAAUUGGAGCCUCAAACACCAGAAAAGGAUCUACCUUCAAGCCAUCUCUUCAAGGUAUCAGAGUUCUAGGGAAUGCGGGGAAGAAAGCAGGUGAUGAAAGUCCUCGGAGGCAGCAGGAGCAUGCUGCCCAGGAAGCAGGGCGCUGUGAGCGACGCUGUCCAGACAAAGGCCUGGCCCCAAGACCCGAAGCUGGCCAGGCACUCCCUAGGCCACUGUGGGUAUGUGGAGGCCUUGGAGGUCACCACAGAAGCGCCAGGCAGGGGGGCCUGUAAGCCUCACUCCAUCUCAGAGGAGACCUAUGAUGAUGUUGAGUACCCCGGGAGAGUGGGACCACAGUCAGACCUCUCUAACUCAUUUGCUUCCGAUAAUGAAAAUAGUGAAGAAGCAUAUGAAGAGGUCUAUAAAACAAAGAGCAACUACCCAAAGAUAGAUUUAGAUGGAAAAGAAGCACUUAAAAGACUGCAGAAAUUCUUCAAGAAAGAAAAGGAUAGGUUUAAAAUGAAGAAAAACAAGUUGAAAGAAAACGUAAGUGCAUUUUCAAUUUCGAUGCCUGAUUUAGAACUUAGGUCUCAGGAAGUUAUUAUCUAUGAUAAUGUGGACAUAAAUGAAAAAGAGUCAAGAGAGGAAGAUAAACUAAAAACUUGGAAACCCAAGUUUUUUAUGGCAAAGGAAAAAAAAGAGAGAAAAGGUGCUGAAGAAUCAGAAAGUUUAUCUCCUAGAAAUUUCUUCAGAACCACGAAGCAAAACUUAGAAAAGAUGAGAAUAGAAAAAGAAGAAAAACGUUUUAGAGAACAAUUUAAGUAUGACAAAGAGAUUACUGUCAUCAACACAGCAGUGGCAUGUUCCAGUAAUGCAAGAAAUGGAAUAUUCGAUUUGCCAAUAACCCCUGGAGAAGAACUGCAAGUCAUUGAUACCACUGAAGAAAAUCUAGUGAUUUGUCGCAAUUCCAAAGGCAAAUAUGGAUAUGUACUAAUUGAACAUCUAGAUUUCAAGUAA
Molecule: messenger RNA, 2406 nt
Organism: Mirounga angustirostris (Northern elephant seal)
Lineage: Eukaryota; Metazoa; Chordata; Mammalia; Carnivora; Phocidae
Gene: FYB2
Product: FYN binding protein 2
Exons: 20
Biological process (GO): integrin-mediated signaling pathway; protein localization to plasma membrane; T cell receptor signaling pathway
Cellular component (GO): plasma membrane
Molecular function (GO): protein binding
Source: RefSeq, a predicted model, not a curated record